Molecule: messenger RNA, 1463 nt
Organism: Hyaena hyaena (striped hyena)
Lineage: Eukaryota; Metazoa; Chordata; Mammalia; Carnivora; Hyaenidae
Gene: MRPL30
Product: mitochondrial ribosomal protein L30
Exons: 6
Coding region: 280-765 (161 amino acids)
Biological process (GO): translation
Cellular component (GO): mitochondrion; large ribosomal subunit
Molecular function (GO): structural constituent of ribosome
Source: RefSeq, a predicted model, not a curated record
GCUGAGCCAGUCGGCGGCCCUCCGGGGAGCGAUCAUGUGACAGACAUGCGCCUGCGCUCUUUUUACGGCCCUUGAAGGGGCGGGACGUGUCCGGAACUAAAGUGCUGGAUUUGGCUGUGAGAGCGCCCUGUGGUAACCGGAUUUGAGGGUUGCCCUUUGUGCACUCCUGUCUGCUCUGCUUUCCCUCGAAGUAGGCACCCGUCCAUUUCCAAGACAUAUUUGACCCAUGGAUCUAUUUUAUGCUUGUCAUAGCCUUUGAAGAGAACAGCCACCACACUCAUGGCAGGGAUUUUGCGCUCAUUAGUUCAGAGACCCCCAGGUGGACUCCAAACUGUAACAAAAGGUGUGGAGUCUCUCAUUUGUACAGAUUGGAUUCGUCACAAGUUUACCAAGUCAAGAAUUCCAGAUAAAGUAUUUCAGCCUUCACCUGCAGAUCAUGAAAAAUAUGGUGGGGAUCCACAGCAGCCUCAUAAACUACAUAUUGUUACUAGAAUAAAGAGUACAAAAAGACGUCCAUAUUGGGAAAAAGAUAUAAUAAAGAUGCUUGGAUUAGAAAAAGCACAUACUCCUCAAGUUCACAAGAAUAUCCCUUCAGUGAAUGCAAAACUGAAAGUGGUUAAACAUUUGAUAAGAAUCAAGCCCCUGAAGUUGCCACAAGGACUUCCAGCAGAGGAGGACAUGUCUAACACGUGCCUCAAGAGCACUGGGGAGUUAGUGGUGCGGUGGCAUCUAAACCCUGUAGAUCAGGAAGCAGUUAAGUCCUAAUGCCAGAGCAGGGUCAUAUUGAAAAAUGUGCAUCAUUUUUAUUUAAAGAUAGAAAAUGUUCUCAUUAAAAUAUAUUUUAAAUACUUGUCAUUUUCACUGGCUGAAGAUGGUGUGAUUUCUUCCUUGUAUAGGUUUGGAGGUUUCAGUGCUCGUAUUUGAUUUAACUCUCUUUUCUGUCUGAUAGUUUCACUGCAGAAUGGGCAGGAAUGGCAUUGUUUGAACAUCUGGGUUCGGAUGUCACCUUAGCAGUCACUACUGACUUGUUUAAAAUAUUGUUUUUUCAUUGAAUGCAACAAAUUCUGUGAGUGUCUCUUUGAGUGAGCAUUGCGUUACGUGUUGGAGAAAUGCAAAACCGACCAGAACAUGGUCCCUACCAGUCAGGAGUGUAAUCUGUCUUGCUAGAGAACAGAGAUUCGGCCACAGUCAUUAAACAUUGGGUGUAGCUAGAUUGACUGCUUUGUGCUCUGGUGUCUAUAAAUGCACAUGUAGAGUUGGCUGCAUUUUGUUCUUUAAUUCAAUACCAAAAAUAGUAUCUGUUUUCUAAUUAUAAAUCUAAAUUGGCCCAAAUUUUAUUGAUGUUCUUUGAGUUCCUAAGAAACCUCUGCCAAAGGUUGAGGUGAUAUUUGAAAGAUGAAAUAGGGAGAAAUCUUUUAGGGAGAAUUGUUUUAUUUCCUUUUUUUUUUUUUUUUUUUUUUUUU